Messenger RNA from Diversispora eburnea, 1146 nucleotides. Lineage: Eukaryota; Fungi; Glomeromycota; Glomeromycetes; Diversisporales; Diversisporaceae. The record is from the annotation of a GenBank genome assembly.
AUGUCUUUUUUACGAAGAAAUACUUUAAUUACAAGAUCUGUGGUCAAGACUUUAAAUGUUCGUCACCAGUCAAGCAACACAUUCAAUCGUUCAAUUGAUAAUUCAAAUAUUUCCUCCAAUCCUAAAUCAAAACUUGACCAAUUUUCAGAUAAUUUAGAAUCAGGACCAGGUUUAGAUUAUUUUAUACAAGAAUCAGUUGGUUUGGAUAAGGAAAACGAUAUUUCUCGUUCUUCACGAAAUCUCAAUGAAAAAAACCGGAAGCCAUAUCAACGGUUACCAGAGUGGCUUAAAACUAAAGUUCCCGUUGGAGCUAAUUACGCAAGGAUAAAAAGUGAUCUACAAGCACGAUGCCCCAAUAUUGGAGAUUGUUGGGGUGGAGGUGAACAUAAAACUGCAACUGCGACCAUUAUGUUAAUGGGCGAUGAAUGUACAAGAGGAUGUAGAUUUUGUUCGGUGAAAACAAGUAAAACACCAAAACCUUUAGAUGUGAAUGAGCCAGAAAAUGUUUCUCAAGCAAUUUCUAAAUGGGGUUUGGAUUAUGUAGUAUUAACUUCAGUGGAUCGCGAUGAUAUUCCAGAUGGAGGAUCUGAACAUUUUGCAAAAACCAUUAGAUUGUUAAAAUUAAAAGCACCGCAAAUAUUAGUAGAAUGUCUUACAGGAGAUUUCAAAGGUGAUCUUGAAUGUGUUGCUAGAGUUGCAUAUUCAGGAUUAGAUGUUUAUGCUCAUAACAUUGAAACAGUUGAAGCAUUAACACCAUAUGUUAGAGAUAGGAGAGCAACUUUUAGACAGAGUUUAAAGGUAUUGGAACAUGUAAAAAAGAUCAAACCAAACUUGAUUACAAAAACUAGUAUAAUGCUUGGUGUUGGUGAAACUGAAGAAGAAAUAAUGGAUGCAUUGAAAGAAUUACGCAAUAUAAAUGUAGAUUGUGUAACAAUAGGACAAUACAUGCGUCCUACAAAGAGACAUAUGAAAGUUCACGAAUAUAUAACACCUGAAAAAUUUAAUUAUUGGUCUGAAGUGGGUAAUCAUUUGGGAUUUUUGUAUAUUGCAUCAGGUCCAUUGGUGAGAAGUAGUUAUAAAGCAGGAGAAUUUUUUAUUGGAAAUAUAUUAAAAAAGAGACAAGAGAAGAUAUUAAUUGGAAAAUAA